This is a messenger RNA of Cladophialophora immunda, 1482 nucleotides long. RefSeq lists its product as uncharacterized. The record is from RefSeq and is a predicted model, not a curated record. The transcript has a single exon. The coding region runs from base 220 to 1350 and encodes 376 amino acids. Gene Ontology annotation, biological process: macroautophagy. Lineage: Eukaryota; Fungi; Ascomycota; Eurotiomycetes; Chaetothyriales; Herpotrichiellaceae. Gene Ontology annotation, cellular component: fungal-type vacuole membrane.
CCCACGGCAGUGUCUGUGAGCCACACCGGAGACCGGAACAAGCAGCACCCGUCUUAAAUGACUUGUGUGCCGUUUGUCUAGGGAAGACGUGGGCAGUGCCGUUCUCAAAUACCUCUUGAUCAGACUCUUUCUUUGAAGUUUGCGCUCUCCACUUCCUUCUCGUCAAGUCAGCCUGCUGCUCUCCUGAGCCCAUACUCACUUUUACAGAGAUCUCCAACGAUGUUGUUCAGGACAUGGACUGCAAGCGCCCUUGUUGGCAUGGCUGUUGCGCAAGACUUGACGACCAUACUCGCGAAUACACCAGAGUUGUCCAACCUCACCUCCUACCUUGGGCUGUUUCCAGACCUCACGGCGACUCUGGCAUCUCUGAAGAACAUCACUCUGCUCGCACCCAACAACAAUGCUUUUGCGAGACUGUUAAACUCCUCCGCUGGAGCUGCCCUGGUCCAGAACGACACCUCGGCAAUCCAAGCAUUGUUCACCUACCACGUUUUGAAUGGAACCUAUGCCGAUUUUAGCGACAAGCAGUUCGUUCCCACUCUGCUGCAACCAUCUCAAUUUACCAAUGUAACUGGUGGGCAAGUGGUGGAAGCAGUCUCGAACAAGAACCAGGCUGUUUUCAUCUCGGGGUUGCUCAACAAUGCGAGCGUCAGCAGCGGCCCCGUCAACUUCAGUGGGGGGGUGGUUCACAUUAUUGACGACGUCCUGACCGUUCCGCAAAACAUUUCAGACACUGCCGUUCAACUCAACCUCUCCGCUGCCGCCGGUGCUCUCACUAGUGCCGAUCUGGUGACAACCGUCGACACCCUGUCCGAUGUGACCUUGUUCGUACCCAACAAUGAAGCGUUCGAGGCCAUCGGCUCUGCCCUUCCCAAUCUGACUACACAGGACUUGUCCUCGAUCCUGCAGUAUCAUCUCGUUCAGGGCGCGGUCGGCUACAGCACUCUACUGCAGAACGGCACGGUGCAGACGGUCCAGGGCAACGACCUGACCAUCACAGUCGAAGAUGGGGAGGUUUUCGUCAAUAGCGCUCGAGUGGUUGUUCCGGACGUGCUCGUCGCCAACGGCGUGGUUCACGUCAUUGACAACGUGCUGAAUCCCAACAAUGCCACUGCGAUGCCCAACCCGUCCCAAGGGUCCGGCUCGCCUGCAUUUAGCGGUGCCAGCUCUGCCAGCAAUAUUCCAUUUACAUCUGGUGUGCCGACGCCAACCGGCACCAGUGUCAGCCAGUCACCCACAGGUGCGACCGCGGCAUCAAGCAGUAGUUCUGGAGCUGCGGCGCCCGCCAAAACUGGGGUGGUGGGUGCAGCGGCCUUGUUCGGUGGCGCGCUCUUAGUCUUAAACAUGUAGACAGGAUGAGCAGUAGAGGAAUAACGGAAAGGAUGGGAUGCGCAUGAGUGAUGAGGUGCGAUUUGAGCCGCCGCCGGUCCCAGUGGGUUCGGUGAGGGCUGGUCUGAGAAUUGUGGGGGAUCUGAGUUUGCG